Molecule: messenger RNA, 1593 nt
Organism: Dromiciops gliroides (monito del monte)
Lineage: Eukaryota; Metazoa; Chordata; Mammalia; Microbiotheria; Microbiotheriidae
Product: alkaline phosphatase, tissue-nonspecific isozyme-like
Exons: 11
Coding region: 19-1593 (524 amino acids)
Biological process (GO): dephosphorylation
Cellular component (GO): plasma membrane
Molecular function (GO): alkaline phosphatase activity
Source: RefSeq, a predicted model, not a curated record
AGAUCUACCGGCCCUACCAUGUUUGUCCUUCUCCUGGGCCUCAUGGCCGGAGCCUGCUUCUCCCUUGUGCCAGAGAAAGAGAAGAAUCCUCAGUAUUGGAGGGACCAAGCCCAGCAGACCCUCCAGCAUGCCCUCAAACUCCAGAACCUCAACACCAACGUGGCCAAGAAUGUGAUCUUGUUUCUGGGAGAUGGAAUGGGGGUGUCCACUGUCACCGCUGCCCGGAUCCUCAAAGGCCAGCUUCACCACAUGCCCGGAGAGGACUUCCAGCUCGAAAUGGACAAGUUUCCCUUUGUAGCGCUGUCCAAGACAUACAACACCAAUGCCCAGGUUCCUGACAGUGCUGGGACAGCCACAGCCUUCCUCUGUGGAGUGAAGAGCAACCAGGGAACGCUGGGCAUGAGUGCAGCAGUCGUCAGAUCACAGUGCAACACCACGAGAGGCAAUGAAGUCACCUCCAUCUUACGCUGGGCCAAGGAUGCUGGCAAAUCUGUUGGCAUUGUGACCACCACCCGAGUGCACCACGCCACGCCUGCCGCUGCCUACGCACACUCUGCUGAUAGGAGUUGGUAUUCAGACAACGAGAUGCCCCCUGAGGCCUUGGAUCAGGGCUGCAAGGACAUAGCCCACCAGCUGGUCCAUAACAUCCCAGAUAUUGAGGUAAUCAUGGGUGGAGGCCGGAAAUACAUGUUUCCUAAGAACACAAAGGAUGUGGAGUACGGGGAUGAGAAGUGGGCAAGAGGGACAAGGCUGGAUGGGCAGGUCCUCGUCAAUGUCUGGAAGGACAAGAAGCCUCAGAACAAGAAUGCCCACUAUGUCUGGAACAGCAUGCAGCUGCUAGAACUGGAUUUGACCCAUGUGGACUACCUCCUAGGACUUUUUGAGCCAAUGGAUAUGCCCUAUGAACUCGACAGAAACAACCAGACAGACCCAUCACUGACUGAGAUGGUGGAGGUGGCCAUCAAGAUCCUGAGUAGGAACCCUAAAGGCUUUUUCCUGCUGGUAGAAGGGGGCCGGAUUGACCAUGGUCACCAUGAGGGAAGAGCCAAACAAGCUUUGCAUGAAGCGGUGGAGAUGGACCGGGCCAUCGGGCGUGCUGGUGCCCUGACCUCCCUGGAAGAUACCCUGACUGUGGUUACAGCAGACCAUUCCCACGUAUUCACCUUUGGUGGCUACACCCCCCGAGGGAACUCCAUCUUUGGGCUUGCCCCCAUGGUGAGUGACAUAGAUAAGAAACCCUUCACAUCUCUCCUCUAUGGAAAUGGGCCUGGCUACAAGGUCGUGGCUGGCGAGAGAGAGGACAUUUCCACCGUGGACUAUGCUCAUAAAAACUACCAGGCCCAGGCAGCGGUGCCCCUGAGAAGUGAAACCCACGGGGGUGAAGAUGUGGCUGUGUUUGCCAAGGGUCCCAUGGCUCAUCUCCUGCAUGGCGUCCAUGAGCAAAACUACAUUCCCCAUGUCAUGGCCUACGCAUCCUGCAUUGGGGCCAACAAAGACCAUUGCCGAUCUCACUCAUCGGCCGGGCCGGCCCCACAACCGGCACUGUUCCCAGGCCUCCUCACCAUUUUCCUCCUGCUCAGCCUCUUGUUCUAA